UUUCCCCUGAGGUUUUUCUUGACGCCAAUACUUGGCAUGUAUGCAUGCGGCAGCAUGACGAAGAUGGAAAAGUAAGAUUGGGAUUCAAAUAAUUGCGAUAAAGUCCUCUGUCUCGCCACCGCAACCAUCUGCCGUCUCGAUCUACUCAUAUUAUAGCAAAUAAUUUAGCAACAGCGCUUAAACGGGUCAAUUGCCUUAACACGAGUACCCUCAGACAUAUUUAUAGACCAACAAUCAAGCUCCAUAAUUUGGAAAUGGAGGAGGGGUUAACUGCGAUUGAUUAUCCAUGGGUUCCCUACGACGAAUGGAAUAACAGUAAUCCAAGAAACAUAUCCCCACCGGCGUCGGUUUCAUCGCCAUCUACCACUACAAACACAACACCAGAAAGUGUCGAACGACAUCCCCCCACCUGCAAAUGUGAGCCCAAAGACCUCGCAGCCUCAAAAUUACAAAGACGAAGAGAGCAAAACCGCACAUCCCAACAAAAGUUCCGCGAGAAGAUUCGAAAAGAUUACGAAGCCGUAGUACAAGCUUUGGAAGCAGAACGACAGAUGUCAGCCCGCUUACGGGACGAAGUAACUGCGCUGCAUUCCACGAUAGAGUGUCUAGCGAAAGGCAACCAGAAUUGCCUUGAGACGAUUUCGAGGUUGUGUAUGAGUGGGUUUAUAAGGAAAGGGGAGGGACAGGCGGAAAUAGAUAGCUAUGGACAGCUUGUGUGUGAGAGCUUUUUGCCAAGGAUGGUGGAUGGGAACGGGAUGGAGAGUAUUUAGGAUAUGUUGAUUUGCGAGGUAGCUUAGCAAGGAGUUUUGGGGGGAGGAAAUUUCUG
This is a messenger RNA of Hyaloscypha bicolor E, 826 nucleotides long. RefSeq lists its product as uncharacterized. Gene Ontology annotation, molecular function: DNA-binding transcription factor activity. Gene Ontology annotation, biological process: regulation of DNA-templated transcription. Lineage: Eukaryota; Fungi; Ascomycota; Leotiomycetes; Helotiales; Hyaloscyphaceae. Bases 255 to 770 code for a protein of 171 amino acids. The record is from RefSeq and is a predicted model, not a curated record. The transcript is spliced from 3 exons.